CGAUUGCAUUUUUAUUUAAGAAAAUAACCGUAUACAAAAUCCAAAGUGAAACACCCUAAUAAAAAAGGAUUAUAAGGCUGUGACGGAGAAUGCCGCUUUCGAAUCAAACAAACAAAUCGGAAAUCUCAUCAUCGCCGAUUUUUCUUCCUCGUCAUAACCAUGGAUUUUGAAACAUAUGAGAAUGUUUAAUGGCAUAAACCUGACAAAGAAAAAGAAGUCAAGGUUAUAUAUAUAUAUAUAUAUUAUUAUGGAGCUUGAUUUGAAUCACGAGCCUUUGGACCAAAUUAGUACUUCAGUAGUUGAAUUUGAUUCUGUAUUGGAAGAGCUAGAAUCCGCGGAGGUACAUAUACGAAACCGAAUCAGACACCUUGAAGCCAUAACUUCCAGAGCGAGGCAGCAUCAGAGGUUGCCGCAGACGCGCUCUCAGAUUCAGAUAACCAACUUUACAGGAGAAGUAGGAACACCAGAUGACGAGGAAGGUGGUGAAGAAGGAAGGGAGCAUCACCGUGUUGAGGAAGGAAUAGUUGAAAGUGGGAAAGGGGCAAAAAGGAAAAGUGCUCAUUUAGUCGCUAAAGCUUUAGGGAUGGAAGAGAUGGAUGAUGGUAAGGUGGAGGAAGAGAGCACUGGAAAUUUUUUUGAUUGUAAUAUAUGUCUGGACAAUGCAAGAGAUCCUGUUUUGACAUGCUGUGGUCACUUGUUUUGUUGGCCAUGUUUCUAUCAGUUAUCAUAUGCUUAUUCAAAAGCAAAGGAAUGUCCUGUUUGUAAAGGAGAAGUCACUGAAACAGGCAUUAUUCCGAUUUAUGGGAAUGGAAGUGCCGGCGGUGAUUGUCAGUUGGAAAUGGAAGAAGCCGGUUUGAGAGUUCCUCCCCGACCUAGGGCACCUAGAGUUCAGAGUAUUAGACAAAAGUUCAUAAGCCAAGGAUCAUCUUCUUCAUCUGUUGUCCAAAGAAUUCGACGGUUUCAGUUUCAUAACCAUAUUGGUGGAUUUGCUGAGCAAGUUCAGUUAGAAAGCAUCAAUGCUACAAUAGAGAGAAAUAAUGCUUUGCUCAUUCAAUCUCGCAUGCAGAUAGAAAAUAAUCAACAUUCUGGUUCUCAUCAGGCUUCAAGGUUGCCGGUGCAAGAAGAUCCUUCAUUUUCCUCCCUUUCAUCAGCUUUGGACACUGCAAUAGAGACUGUAGAAAGAUUAGUUCAGGGCCUUGAAUCAUAUAUCAAUGGUCACCAAAUAGGAGGAAGCAUACAGUUAAAUCCUCGUCCUGUUAGUAGAAAUUCAACUUUUAGUGUUGCUGAUACAAACCGGUCAGAGAUUCAUGAUCAAGAAGUUGCUGCUGUGACCAAUUCUGUAGCUUCAGCAGCUUCUGUGUCUCCUUUAAAUAGGAAUGUGGACAAUAUGGCUGUUAUAGGUUCAGAAAUUCAGACAACCGAUAGAAACGUACAGAUUAGUCCAUUAGACCCUUCGUCAUCGAAUGGUAGAAGAAGAAAUGGUGUUUCAAGCGAACCAAGAAGAAGAAGAAGAUUGAGAUGAUGGUCUUUUAUGUAAGUGGACAUGCCAUUAUAUUCAUCAAAGGUUCCUCGUUUACAUGUAUACUACAAUUUGUUUGUAAUACACAAUUUUCAUCUCUGUCUAAAACAAAUAUAUUAUCUUAGUAUUGUAUAAAUUGCAACAGUAUGUUAUUAUUACACUUCAGUCAGUA
This is a messenger RNA of Cicer arietinum (chickpea), 1691 nucleotides long. RefSeq lists its product as uncharacterized. Gene Ontology annotation, cellular component: endoplasmic reticulum. Gene Ontology annotation, biological process: ubiquitin-dependent protein catabolic process. The record is from RefSeq and is a predicted model, not a curated record. Gene Ontology annotation, molecular function: ubiquitin protein ligase activity. NCBI's taxonomy places the organism in Eukaryota, Viridiplantae, Streptophyta, Magnoliopsida, Fabales, Fabaceae.